Messenger RNA from Paramecium octaurelia, 666 nucleotides. NCBI's taxonomy places the organism in Eukaryota, Ciliophora, Oligohymenophorea, Peniculida, Parameciidae. The record is from the annotation of a GenBank genome assembly.
AUGUAAUAAUUAUUUGAUUUAAAGAUUACUAAAUUAGUCACUUUACAAGUUCAAGACAAACCUAAUUAGACGAGGAAACAUUUCAAUCAAAACCGUAUGUCACUCUGGAAUAGUUUUCAUGAUAUAUGGACUCCAAGUGGAAGACAAUUUAAUUUCUAACCAUUUGAAUAAUAAUUCACUUAGGUGCAAUCUACUCGAAAGAGCAGUUCACUCUCAAGAUAGAAGUCUCAGAUUUAACAGAGCAUAGAGAACAAACAAAAAAUCUUAGAGGAAGCAUACCUGCCUAAGAAGGUUCGAACUGUCACCACUCAAGUUUAAAUUAAAGAAGCUCCUCAGAUAAAGAGUCUGUCCAUGUUGAAUUAUAAAAGAAGCGAAUCUCGCAGCCAAACAUCAAGAACACAAUCGGCAACUCCCAUGAUGAGAAGAUCCAAAAAACACCAAAAACCUAUUGAAGUUAAAGAUACUAUAGGAUUGCAAAUAGAAAAAUGCCUUUUGUACGAUCGUUAUCCAAAGGAGAAAAUAAAACUAGACUAUACGCCAUUACCACAACGUAGAUAGAAAUCAAAUGUUGAAUCAUCACGUUGCCCGUAUAAUAAGUUCGAAUACAAGCAUUCGAUCACUCUAGCCAAAUGGGAUUAAAGCGAAAAAUCAGACGAAUUAUUUUGA